Messenger RNA from Paramecium sonneborni, 1363 nucleotides. The record is from the annotation of a GenBank genome assembly. Lineage: Eukaryota; Ciliophora; Oligohymenophorea; Peniculida; Parameciidae.
UAAUUUUUAUUUUUAAAGAUGAAAAGAAAUAGUAGUUCAUAUAUUGUUUAAGAUUCAUCCUAUCAACUUUCAAAACCUAAUUCAUUUAUAGAUAUGAAUUGUAUCAUUAAACUCUAAUUAAAGCUUCCAUGUGUUUAAGCCAAACAUUCUAAUAAAAUAGAACUUUAAAUUAAUAGUAUGCCAAUAGAUUUUUAGGAGAAUGGCAUGAAGAAACCUAUCUUGUAUCUAGAAAAUAUGUUCCUACAAUGACAAAAGGAUUAAAUUUGUAUACUACUUAUUGCAUUCCUUAAAAUCCAAUAGCAACAAUAGUAAUUCUUCAUGGAUAUGGAGAUCAUUCUGGUAGAUACUUUCAUGUAUUAUAAAUAAUCAAUAUAAGGUAGCAGAUGAAUAUGCAAAAUAUGGAUUUUAAGUGAUUUUAUAUGAUUAAAGAGGAUUUGGUAAUUCAGGAGGUAUAAGAAGUCAUGCUGAUAUAAAAUAAAUGCAUUAAGAUCUAGAAUGCAUUUUGUUAACAAUUGAAAGAUCAUAAUCAAUAUUUUUAUAAUGCUAAUCUUUAGGAGCAGCAGUUGGAUUAAGCUUUUGUAUUUCAAAUCCAUCACUUAUCAUAUAAGGAGUUAUAGUAGUUAAUCCCUAUAUCUAAUUUGCAAAGAAAUACGGGUUUUUUAAAAAAAUGUUGCUUACUUUGAUGAAUAAAAUAAUACCUGUAUACUAUAAUGUAUUAUUUAGGGUCUUAUGGUGAAUUCUUAUAUAGAUUAUGGUCAUUGUAGUAAAAACAAUAAUGUAAUAAAAAGUGUUGCUGAGGAUAGUUUAGUAUAACCAUUUAUGAGUAUUGGAAUGGCUUACAAUAUUUUAUAAUUAGAUUCUUAUAUUUUACCUCAUGCUCAUCAGUGAUUUAUAAAAUUAUUUUUAGAUUCACUCAACCUUUAUUAAUAUUGCAUGGUAAAGAAGAUAAAGUAGCUAGUCAUAUGAAUUCUGUAGAGUUAUAUCGUGAAUCAGGUUCAAAAGAUAAGACUCUCAAAUUAUUUGAUAAAGGAUUUCAUGAACUUUAAAAUGAUGUAGAAUUUGAUAGAGUCAAAAAUGUAAUCAUAAAUUGGUGUUAAAAACAAAUCAAUAAAGAUAAGAGAAUCAGUAUAAUGCUUAAACAUAAUUUAGGUUAUUUCAGAGCAUUAAAUCAUGGAUUGAUUGUUAAGAACAAUAAUAGUUCCAAAUUCAUAGUUUUAUCAUGGAUUUUUAUAUAUUUCAUGUUAAAAAAGUACAAACUUAAGUUUUAUUCAUUAGUAAAAUGAAAAGUCUUGGAAAAACUGCUAAAUCUAUUUGUAUUUUAGCAAUGAUGAUCGCAUCUUUUAUUGUUCGUAUUAGAUGGUGA